Messenger RNA from Otolemur garnettii (small-eared galago), 2377 nucleotides. RefSeq names its product guanylate-binding protein 4-like. The transcript is spliced from 12 exons. Bases 346 to 2247 code for a protein of 633 amino acids. Lineage: Eukaryota; Metazoa; Chordata; Mammalia; Primates; Galagidae. Gene Ontology annotation, molecular function: GTPase activity; GTP binding. Gene Ontology annotation, biological process: defense response to Gram-positive bacterium; defense response to protozoan. The record is from RefSeq and is a predicted model, not a curated record.
GUGACACCCGCCUGCUUGCAGCUUCGGAGAACAGCGGGUUUCCGAGGAGGGCUCAGGAAGAGAAGUCAGGGUGACCAGGGAGGCUGAGAGUUUGUCCUCUGGCUGCAGCGCCAGAGCCGGCGCCUGCGCAGGGGACCAGGUCUGGGUCAAGGACUGGAAUCUGGUCCCCCUCAUACCAAGGUGGAAGGGACCCUCAACAGUCAUCCUGGUCACACCCACAGCAGCAAAAGUGGAAGGGAUUGCCACCUGGCUUCAUCACAGCAGGCUGAAGAGAACUUCACUGCCCCUGUGGGAAGCAAAAACUGAUCCAGCCAACUCCUACAAGGUGACUCUCAGACGGUCAGCAUGCCCUGCUCCAGCCACAGACCGGGAGCUGGCUGGUCAACACAUGGCCGAAGCCUGAGGAAACUCCUCAUAGGACUUCUCUUAAUUGUACUUUGGACUUCAGAGGAGAAAUGUGAUCCGUGUACCCACACCACUAAGGAUACCAUGGCAUCGGAGUCCACCAUGAAGGCCCCCAUUUGUCUAGUGGAAAACUUGAAAGAGCAGAUGGUGGUGAAUCCCAAAGCAUUACAGAUUCUGAAGAACAUUUCUCAGCCUGUGGUGGUGGUGGCCAUAGCGGGGCUAUAUCGUACAGGAAAAUCCUAUCUUAUGAAUCGUCUUGCAGGACACAGACAGGGCUUUUCUCUGGGCUCCACCGUGAGGUCUGAAACCAAAGGCAUCUGGAUGUGGUGUAUGCCUCACCCCUCCAAGCCAAACCAGACUCUGGUCCUUCUGGACACUGAGGGCCUAGGCGAUGUGGAAAAGGGUGACCCUAAGAAUGACUCGUGGAUCUUUGCCCUGGCUGUGCUUCUGAGCAGCACCUUUGUCUACAACAGCAUGCACAUCAUCAACCACCAGGCCCUGGAGCAGCUGCACUACGUGACUGAACUAACAGAGCUGAUCAAGGCAAAAUCCUCCCCAGGAAUGGAUGAAGCAGGGAGUGCCACUGACUUUGCAAGUUUUUUUCCAGACUUUGUUUGGACUGUAUGGGAUUUUUCUUUGGAGCUGAAGUUAAAUGAAAGUGUCAUCACAGAAGAUGAGUACCUGGAGAACGCCUUGCAGCUGAUUCCAGGCAACAACCCUAAAAUCCACAAUUCCAAUAUGGCUAGAGAGUGUAUCAGGCGUUUCUUUCCCAAACGGAAGUGCUUUGUCUUUGACCGACCUACAAGUAACACAAAAGAUUUACUUCAUCUGGAAGAAGUGCCAGUAUACCUACUAGAAAGGAAUUUCCGAGUGAAAUCUGGAAAUUUCUGUUCUUACAUCUUCACCCAUGCCAAGACCAAAACUCUGACAGAGGGUAUCACUGUCACUGGGAACCGGCUGGGGAUGAUGGUGGUGACCUACGUGGAUGCCAUCAACAGUGGAUCAGUGCCUUCUCUAGAAAAUGCAGUGACAACGCUGGCCCAGCGUGAGAACUCAGCAGCUGUGCAGAGGGCAGCCGACCACUACAGCCAGCAGAUGGCGCAGCGAGUGCGGCUCCCCACGGACACGCUCCAGGAGCUGCUGGACGUGCACGCGGCCUGUGAGAGGGAGGCCGUGGCCAUCUUCGUGGAGCACUCCUUCAAGGACGACACACGGGAGUUCCACAAACAGCUCAUGGCAGCCAUAGAGAAAAAGAAGGAAGAAUUCAUGCUGCAGAAUGAAGAAGCAUCUGUCAAAUAUUGCCAGGCUAAGCUUAAGCGUCUUUCAGAGCCCCUGCUGGAAAGCGUUUUGAGAGGAACUUUCUCUGUUCCUGGAGGACACAAGCUCUACUUAGAAGCAAAGAAAAAGGUUGAACAGGACUAUGAGCUAGUGCCCAGGAAAGGAGUUAAGGCAAAUGAGGUUCUCCAGAGCUUCCUGAAUCAACAGGUGGUCACAGGGGAAUCCAUCCUGCAGUCAGACAAAGCCCUCACCGCUGGCGAGAAGGCCAGAGCAGCGGAACGGGCCAUGAAGGAGGCAGCUGAGCAGGAAAUGUUGGUGCAAAGACAGAAACAGGAGGAGCUGGAGCAGAAGAUGCAGGCUCAGGAGAGAAGCUUCCAAGAAAACAUAGCCCAACUUAAAGAGAAGAUGGAGAGGGAACAGGAAGACCUGAUGAGAGAGCACGAAAGGACGCUGGAGCACAAGCUGCAGCUCCAAGAACAACUGCUUAAUGAAGGAUUUCAAAAGAAAUCUCAGGAGUUAAAUAAAGAAAUAUACCAACUAAAAAAACAGAUGAACAGAGCAUAAAGUCGUGUAUGUUCUGUAAGCCCCUUUGUACUGUGGCCAAUAUGGGGACUGUAGCCCUACCUUGAGCUGCUAAGCCAGUUUGUGUAGGGAUGAAAUUUCUCAACUCAGGUGUGGAAUAGGCCAAAUUCCU